Messenger RNA from Phalacrocorax carbo (great cormorant), 3419 nucleotides. NCBI's taxonomy places the organism in Eukaryota, Metazoa, Chordata, Aves, Suliformes, Phalacrocoracidae. The record is from RefSeq and is a predicted model, not a curated record.
ACUGCUUGGUGUUUCAUGGUCCUCCUUGGUUGCAAAUAUAAUUCUGUCUUUUCCUUCUUGCCUGCAGUAGGACAUGGCGGAGCCGUCCGGUGCCUCUCCUCCGCAGCGCGCGCGCAGACUGACCCCCACCGUCCCCUCCGCUCCUCCUUCUCCUCGUCCUCCACCACAGCCGCCGCCGCCACAGCAGCAGGCAGCGGCGCGCUGCUCCACGCUAGGGCCUCCCGCCUCCGGAAGCGCCUUCCCUGCCCGCCGGCGGCCGCUGACGCACCUCCUGCCGACCGCGGCGCGGGGAGGGAGCAGCCGGCUCGGCCAGGCCCGGCUUGGGCUGGACUACACCCCCCAGCCUGCCCGCGCCCGCCCUUCCUAGGCGGGACCUACGGGCCCGGCGUGCAUUGCGGCGGCGCCCCGGGCGGGGAGCGGCGCGGAGGCGGGAGGGCUGGGCGAGCCCUGAGGGGGAGGGCGAGGCUCUUGCGGCGGCUCCUGCGGCCUCUCCGGGGUGGUAGCAGCGAGGGCGAGAGGCUCAAGAUGUCGAGGAAUUUCUCUGACACAGGCAGCAGAAAAGAACAUGUUAAAAUCACAAGUGAGUCCAAACCAGGGUUCCUGGAGAGGCUCAGCGAGACUUCUGGAGGCAUGUUGGUGGGACUUGUGACAUUUCUUCUGUCUUUCUACCUUCUUUUUACCAAUGAAGGACGAGCUUUAAGGACAGCCAAAUCUCUUGAUGAGGGACUUUCUCUUGUGAUCCCUCUUGAUAGCAUCCACAGUGUGUCUCAGCAGAAUGAGGGGAGAUUGGUGCACUUAGCUGGUGCUCUGAGUACAUCUAAGCCUUUGUUUGAUCCCAGCUAUGGGCUCUCCAUCCAAGCUGUCAAACUUAAGCGUAACGUGGAAAUGUACCAAUGGGUAGAAUAUGAAGAUUCCACGGAGUAUGAAGAGAAUGGUGAGAUUAAGAAAGAGACAAAAUAUUCAUACAAUACCGAAUGGAAAUCCGAAGUUGUGAACAGCAGGAACUUUGAUCGAGAAAUUGGACACAAAAACCCUAGUGCCAUGGCUGUGGAGUCUUUCACUGCUGUUUCUCCUAAUGUCCAGGUUGGCAGCUUCGUUCUUUCCAAUGGCCUUGUGGAUAAAAUUGAUGACUUCAAGCAGUUGAGCUUGUCACACCUUGAGGAUCCACAUGCCGAUGUUACCCGAGGAGGAGAUUACUUUUACCACAGUGAGAACCCCAGGCGUCCAGAAGUAGGAGACCUUCGUGUCUCAUUCUUCUAUGCAGGUCUGAGCGGAGAUGACCCCCAUUUGGGCUCUGCUGAUCAGGUGACUGUGAUUGCUCGCCAGCGAGGCGAUCAACUGGUUCCAUAUCAUACCAAGUCUGGAGAUGUCCUGCAGAUUCUGUACCCUGGGGCUCUCUCUGUGGAGGAGGUGUUUCAGAAAGAGCAUGAGAGUAAUACCAUGAAGACCUGGGUUCUCCGUGGAGCAGGCUGGCUGGCAAUGUUUGUAGGCAUCAGCCUAAUGACCCGAAUCUUCUACACUUUGGUGGACUGGUUUCCUGUUGUGAGAGAUCUGGUUAACGUUGGACUGAAAGCAUUUGCCUUCUGCGUAGCCAGUUCGCUGUCGCUCCUGACCAUCUCCAUUGGCUGGCUCUUCUACCGCCCUCUUUGGGCUUUGCUGAUCGGGUUGCUCUCUGUUGUUCCACUUGUGGUUGCGAAAUCUCGUGUUCCACCAAAGAAGCAGCAGUGAGAAGGAGGUGGUCGGGUUUUGCGCUGAAUCCUGGUUAGAAACUUUUCAAGUGCGUUUCUGUCCCGGUAACUGCAGCGUGCUUACAGCAUAUCACAGUUCAGCAGCGUGCACCCAGAUUUGGGGAGGGGGCUCAAAUGUGGUUGUUGAUACACAUUAUCCAUGAAAAACAUGACUGUAGGAUGCUGUUUUAGGAAGUCAAUGACAUUGACUUUGGGGAAAAAAAAGCGUUCUGGAAUGUCUGUAUUGAUUAUAACUCAGUGAACAAGGAGAUUUGUACCUCUUAUCACUUACAAAUUUCCCUGAUUUGAGGCCUGGGAAGUCCUCCCUGGCAGGUGUAUUAUGGAGCAAGUGCCAUCUUUAUCACGUCGACAGUAAUUAGAUAUCCUUAGGAAGUACGUGUGUGUACCUGUCUCUGGCAAAUCUCCCUCUGCUGCCUUUUCUUACAUGCAGAGUCAUGUGCACUUCUUUGGCUGAUGCAUUUGGAAGUGCAUGUGUUCCAGGGAAAAACGCAAUGUAGUCAAAUUUCACACAAUACUUACGUAAAAUGUAUGCUUUUGGACUGAGGGUUUUCAAAGUAACUUGAAAUAAUGUGUGGCCAGGUUAGCAGUGCUCUGAGAUGGGGCAGAUUUGUUAGAAAGCAUUGGUUUCCCCCAACUUUUCAAAAAUCUCUGAAGUUGUUCUUGGUUAAGCAUCCAAACUUGUAGCGUGGACUGUUCUAUUGCAUUACCAUUUCAGAAAUUUAACUUCAAUUUGCACUUAUUUCAGGGGAUACUCAGAGGUCAUUAACCUUUAAAAAUAAAACCUGCUGCCUUGACACAAAAUUAAUUUUUAUAAUUGAAUGUAAAUUCUUUAAAAUAUUUGGGUUUUUUUUCUGUGCAUACUGUUUCUUUCUUGGAUUUCACUUAGUAAGGACAAUGAACGUACUCCAUGAAAUUACGCAAUGAAAACAUUUUUGUCUGAGAUUUCAUAGACUUCAGUAAGCUAAAUUUUGAGCUUUUUAUCAUGUUAGAGGAAUGCCGCCUUGUAAUGUUGUGAUGGCUCACGUUUACAUAUUUCUGCUGUAACCAGUACUUGAGAUUAGAGACUAUCUUGUACUGUUUUUAAGUCUCUCCACCUAGCUGGCGUCUGGCUUCCACAGGUUCCCUCCCCACACUACAGUGGUUUUCUUCUGUAAGUAUACACAAUUCUUCAUUUAUGAAAUCCAGUUGUGACCAUCAGGAGAAGCGUGCUCCCUGUACCAAAGGAACUGAAUUUGACCAUAUAUAGAAGCAAAUGUUUUCUACAAAUGGUACUGAAAAGAGAUGGGAGUUAUAAAUGUUUUGAGAAGUAGUAAUUAUUAGCCCUAAUUCUUUUCAUUCUUCUGGUAUUUGAAUGUUGUCGAUUCCGUCUCAUGGCUGGGUUCCUCUGGUAGAAGCAGUAGUAGCGGGUGAAAGGUUAUAGGAAGUGCAGGUGGUCUCACGCAGGCAGCUGAUAUGCGUUAGCAAUACUGCCUAGCCUUGUGCUGCUUGCUGACACCAACUUUUGCUCCAUCAGUCAAGAAUUGCACUCCACUGGGGAGAAAAACAAGUGUUGAACUGCUGUUUUACCAAUGAUGCAGGAAACUAACCAGCAUUACCAUAUCAGAGAUGAAAAUACCACUUUCUAAAGAAGUGCUGAGCUUUUGUAUAUUUAAUAAAAUACAAUUUUCAGAA